Messenger RNA from Oncorhynchus masou masou (cherry salmon), 556 nucleotides. It is a transcript of the gene scpp7, whose product is annotated as secretory calcium-binding phosphoprotein 7. Bases 57 to 365 code for a protein of 102 amino acids. The record is from RefSeq and is a predicted model, not a curated record. The transcript is spliced from 9 exons. Lineage: Eukaryota; Metazoa; Chordata; Actinopteri; Salmoniformes; Salmonidae.
UCUUCAGCAAUCCUUUGAUUCUCUUGUGGAGCUGCACUACUAAAGAAUCCUUCAAGAUGAAAACCUUCAUUCUGAUCGCCUGCAUCCUGGGGACUGCUCUCGGCCGCCCUCAAAGGCUGGUCAUGGAGUUUGACUUCCAGGCUGCCAACGCUCAGGCUCUCCAAGCUGGACAAGCCAGACCUGAUCUAGAGAUUAUCCUUCCUGUUGGUGGUGGAGUACCUUCAGGUGGUUUCAUCAAACAGGAGAUCCCCCAGCCACUCGGCCAGGAGAGCGUUGAGAUCUACCACCCCUUCAGCAUCCAGGUUGCCCCACCUGCUCCUGCUGCACCUGCCCAUACUCAUACAUCCGAUGAGGAAGACGAUUAGAGAUAUUACCAAUAAUUGGAUAUCUACAAUACCCUUUGAUGAACAACGAUGUCCUUCAACUCCAAAGCUGCUUUUAGUGUCCUAGAUUGAUUCAGUAAAUGCAAUGCUUAACCCAGCAAUAAACAUAGUGUAACAUGGUGCUUAACCGAUGGCUUGAUGCAUGAAAGCUGUGUGUAAUUGUUUGUACUUGG